GUUCCUUACCAUCCGCUCACUUCCAAAAGACUCUUAUCAGUUAUCACUAUUGAAAUGAAUCAAUAACGAGCCCUACGGAGAGGGUGAGAGAGAUGGAAAAGAUGGUCAAUAGGAGCCAUGUGCUAGUAGUUCCACUGCCAGGCGCAGGCCACAUAAAUCCCAUGCUGCAAUUCUCUAGGCGUUUGGUCUCCAAAGGGCUCAAAGUCACCUUCGUAAUCACCGAAUUCAUAUCCAAGUCUAGGCAGCUUGGCUCAUCAAUUGGUUCCAUUCAACUUGAUACCAUAUCAGAUGGCUAUGAUGAUGGAUUUAAUCAAGCUGGUAGCAGGGAACCCUAUCUUUCAAGCCUACAUGAUGUUGGUCCAAAAACCCUAUCAGAUCUCAUCAAGAGAUACCAAACCUCUUCAAUCCCUAUCCAUGCUGUAAUAUACGAGCCUUUCUUGGCUUGGGCUCUGGAUGUGGCAAAGGAUUUCGGGUUAUUUGCAGCUGCUUUUUUUACACAUGCUUGUGCUGUUGAUUACAUUUUUUACAAUGUCUACCAUGAAGUGUUAAGGGUGCCAGUUUCUUCAACCCCUGUGUUGAUUGAGGGAUUACCACUACUGCUUGAGCUUCAAGACUUGCCAACAUUUGUUGUUCUGCCAGAUUCAUACCCUGCUAAUGUUAAGAUGACCAUGAGUCAGUUUGCUAAUUUGGACAAGGCUGAUUGGAUCCUCAUCAACACUUUCUACAAGCUGGAGUGUGAGGUAGUGGAUACAAUGUCAAAAGUUUGUCCAUUAUUGACAAUUGGACCAACAAUCCCAUCAAUAUACUUGGACAAGAGUAUUGAAGAUGAGGAUGACUACGGUAUUAGUCUAUGUGAAAUAGACGCAUCUCUUUCUAUCAAUUGGCUCAGCAGUAAGCCCACUGCAUCAGUUGUAUAUGUGUCUUUUGGUAGCUGUGCUACUCUAAGCAGCAAGCAAAUGGAGGAAAUUGCGUGGGGCUUAAAGAGGAGCAAUUUUCACUUCUUGUGGGUGGUGAUGGAUUCCGAGAAAGAGAAGAUUCCAGAAGGGUUUGUUGAAGAAGUGGAGAAUAAGGGAUUGGUAGUGAAUUGGAGUCCCCAAGUGAAAGUGCUAGCAAAUGAGGCUGUGGGAUGUUUUUUCACACAUUGCGGUUGGAACUCAACAAUCGAGGCAUUGAGCUUGGGUGUGCCAAUGGUGACAAUGCCAGGAUGGAGUGAUCAACAAACGAAUUCUAAACUCGUUGAAGAUGCUUGGAAGGUGGGAGUCAGAGCUAAAGUUGAUGAGCAUGGAAUUGUGAGAAGAGAAGAGAUUGCCCUUUGCAUAAAAGAAGUGAUGGAGGGAGAUACAGGCAGAGAAAUGAAAAUGAAUUCCAAGAAAUGGAAAGAGCUGGCAAUCGAGGCUGCGAGCGAAGGUGGAACUUCUGAUACUAACAUUAAUGAACUGGUAGCUAUGUUGAGAAGCACCAAAUGAUUUAAAUUAUGUCACCUUAUGCACAAUGCAUUUGUAUUUUAUUUUUUUCUAAGAAAUUAGAGUUAGAAAAAUAUUAAUAAUUGAAACUCGUUAAUCCAAAUAAAGUAAAUUACAUAACUGAUGAAGUGAUUUAUCACCCACGAUGGAA
This is a messenger RNA of Populus trichocarpa (black cottonwood), 1614 nucleotides long. Its product is annotated as flavonol 7-O-beta-glucosyltransferase UGT74F1. Lineage: Eukaryota; Viridiplantae; Streptophyta; Magnoliopsida; Malpighiales; Salicaceae. Gene Ontology annotation, molecular function: UDP-glycosyltransferase activity. The coding region runs from base 93 to 1466 and encodes 457 amino acids. The transcript has 2 exons. The record is from RefSeq and is a predicted model, not a curated record.